This is a messenger RNA of Meloidogyne enterolobii, 523 nucleotides long. The record is from the annotation of a GenBank genome assembly. Lineage: Eukaryota; Metazoa; Nematoda; Chromadorea; Rhabditida; Meloidogynidae.
UUUUGGAAGAAAAAUGGAUCGAGAACCACGUCUUCUUCGUUCUGCACGUCCCUUUGUACCUAUGGCUGUUCAUCCUACUAGUAGUGAAGAUGAUAAUGCAAUGCUUCAAAUGAUGUGUGAUUUAAUGUUAGAUGAAAUACAAACUCAAAUAGAUCGAGUACAAAAGGAAGCGGAACAACGUCGCCAAGAAGAGCUCCGUUUGACCAAAAUGCCUGACUAUACUUGGCUAAUUGACUGGCGAUUACGUGCAAAACGCCCACUUGGAUAUAGAGAAUGGCGUCGACGUGUACGUUAUGUUGAUUCUCGCGAUGAAAUAUUAAAUGUUUUUAGACAAACUGUUGAAUGGGUAAUUUCGGAAAGAAUGGAGAAUGAAUGCCGUAUUGAAUGCGUGAAUGAACAUGAAAUACAUGGGAGAACAGUCACAAAUACUCGACCGACAACUGCACAACCACUAAUUCCUCUGAGGGAACUGAGCGUAUUCGCAUUAACAAGUCCUCCAUUGCCAGGAGAGGGAACAGUUUAA